AUGAUCUGCAAUACAAAGAUCUUAUGUAUUCUGAUUCUGUUAUUCUUAUCACUAUACACCAUUCAUGUUCUUGCCAGAGACUCAGACAACAAAGAUUCAGACAAUAAGGACUCGAACUCUAAGAAUGACUCAGACUCAGGCUCAGAAUCGGGCAAAAAAGAAAACGACUCGGGCUCGGACUCAAAUAAGGACUCCGACGAGCAUGAAUCCUAUUUAAUAUCUUGUGGCUCCCAAAAUGAGGCAGAAGAUUCCUUAGGCCGGAAAUGGGUCUCUGACUCCAAGUUCUUAACCUCUUCCGAUUGCUCAUUGACGGAAGAGCUCAACAAAACUGACCCUACUCUCCCCUCCGAAGUGCCCUACAAAUCGGUACGAAUCUUCAACGCCACAUCCUCUUACAUGCUCUCAGUUACGACCAAAACCCGCCUCUGGAUCAGACUCCAUUUUUAUCCAUUUGAUUUCGGCAAGGUCGAACCAGCCAAGGCCUAUUUCUCUGUAAUCGCAAACGAGUUCACUCUCCUCAAAAACUUCAGCGCUUUCAAUACGGCUGCAUCUCUCACAGAGGCCUACAUUGUCAAAGAGUUCUCACUCACUCCUGUCACAUGCGGGAAACUCAACAUUACGAUCAUACCGUCUACGCAGCCAGAGAGCUCAAUCGGUUUUCUCAACGGCAUCGAGGUGAUUCCGAUGCCGGAUAUUUUUAAAAUAACGCCCUUGGUCGGAUUCCAUGACCAAACCAUCGAGGUCCAGAACUCCUCUGUCCAAACCAUGUAUAGACUCAACAUCGGCGGAGAUUUAAUUCCGCCCACAGAGGACGCCGAGGGAGGGGGCAACCGAACGUGGCACGAAGACGGCGGCUACCUAAUCGGUGCCCCCGCUACGAAAUUCGGCGUCGUUGGCGAGGCGGAUAGCAACAAUGUCACCAUUCAGUACCAAGGAGAUGUGUCCGAAUACAUUGCACCAGAAGCUGUUUACAAAACCGCGAGGUCAAUGGGGCCGAGUCCGAACGUGAACCUCAACACCAAUCUGACCUGGCAGUUCGAGGUCGACGCAAACUUCACAUACGUCGUGAGAUUGCAUUUCUGCGACUUUGAGCUGGAAAUGACAAACCAGAGAGUGUUUGAUAUAUUUCUUAACAACCACACGGCGCAGCAAAGCGCCGAUGUGAUAGGGUGGGCCGGCCGGGGCUCCUCUGGGAGAGGGACUACUGUUUACAAGGACUACGCCAUUUAUUUGAAUGAUCGCAAUAAUGGAGCUGAGCAGAUCUGGGUGGCGUUGCACCCUAGUGAUAAAACGCAACCUGAAUACUAUGAUUCAUUGCUUAAUGGAUUAGAGGUCUUCAAGCUCAAUGAUACAUGUGGGAAUUUCGGAAGCGAAAAGCAGGUGCCCAUAAAACGUUAUUGCUAUAGCGACGAGUUUCUACAGAAGGCAAAAGUUGACGAUGCAGAUUGCAAGCCAAGAGAUCAAGAUGACUGA
Argentina anserina (silverweed cinquefoil) is the source of this 1473-nucleotide messenger RNA. Its product is annotated as receptor-like protein kinase ANXUR1. The record is from RefSeq and is a predicted model, not a curated record. Gene Ontology annotation, biological process: protein phosphorylation. Lineage: Eukaryota; Viridiplantae; Streptophyta; Magnoliopsida; Rosales; Rosaceae. The transcript has a single exon. Gene Ontology annotation, molecular function: transmembrane receptor protein tyrosine kinase activity. The coding region runs from base 1 to 1473 and encodes 490 amino acids.